AUGGUGAAAUCACUGUUCAACAUCUGCUUGUCGGCUGUUUGCCAACAUCAACUCAAUGAUCAUCUGGCUUUGAUUCCAAUUGAAUGUAAACAGAAGCUUCUUGAAUUCUUCACCAACCAUGAUCAGUUAGCCGCUUUGGACUGCGAUCGUUUGGUGUCAUCUCCAACAUUUGCCGACAAUCUCACUGAGCUCAAAUUCUAUCUGAGUGAAGAUCUGUCUGAUUCGAUGCUAGCCGCUUUGACCGCCAACAACAAACACCUCGAACGAAUCACUUUGGUUGAAUGUCCUCGAGUUACCGAUAAGGGUGUACGAACGGUGACCUCAGGCCAAAAAAACUUGCUGCAGCUAGAACUUCGAGCUAUGUAUCAGCUGACUGAUGCCGGACUCACAGAUGUCAAAUGCCCUUUCCUGCAUACGGUAGAUAUCAGCGGAUGUGCCCGGGUAACCAGUCUGGGUAUACGAUUUCUUGUGCAAAGAAAUCCUAAUAUUCAUUGUCUUUAUUUGAACCAUUGUCGUUCACUCGAUGAUCAAGCCCUCUACGAUAUUGCUUACUAUGUUGGAGAACGAUUACGGGUACUCGAAUUGGACUUUCUGCCAGCAUUGAUCGAUCCUGCAGCUGCCCUCCAACAUCUUUCUACUCAAUGCCCUAAUAUCUGUCAAUUAUCAUUGGCAAGAUUCUUCAACGAGAGUUACGACGAUUUUCCACCAGCUGUUCAGUUCAAAAUCAAUGGAUUCAGUCUACGCGAUAUCGAUCUUUACGGUAAUUACUUCGUGAUUCUUCCUGAACUCCCACCAACAAUUCAUUCCUUGCGAUUAUCUGUGAACGGUGAUGAGAACCCAUUUGAACUCGUACGUAGCCUACAGGCUCAGCCUUAUCUGAAGAGCAUCAAUCUUCAGUUGGCGGUUCGUGAUGCUAGCAUCUCAGCAAUCGAUAAUGCUAAUACGCUUCUCAGUACAAUUCUACCGUAUAUCGGCAGUAAAAUUACUAUACUCACGGUAGCUACACCACGUUUGUUUGACGAUUCACUUCGUCUUAUCACAGAAUGCACACCGAAUUUAACGCAUCUGGCAUUGGACGUGAAUCAUCUGAGCACGCAUAUACUACAACGCUAUUUUUCAGGCGGUGCCAAGUCUCAAGGAUCUCGUUUACGUUCAUUGAAGAUAUGUCGUAUGAGAAUCACCUAUCGAGUCUUGUUCGCCAUUGCCCGUGGAGCGCGAAAUCUUAUAGACCUGGAGACGUCUCAAAUGUUAUCUGUCGACGACCGAUUUCUCGCGAUUCUCGGUGAGAAUUGUCGACAACUAAGAUGUAUCAAUCUGAACGGAUGCAGAUGGGUCAGUGACAAAGGCAUGGCAGCAUUAGCAAGGCGUUGUCCACUGCGAGAGGUUCGAAUUCGUGGUACAGCUUGCACCGACAAAUCUAUUUACACGCUUGCUCAGUUCUGUCCCGAACUCGAGUGGAUCUCUUACGCUGACUACUCAGGUCGACCAAAAUUCACCGACAAAGCGCUCCAAUUUCUCAGGGAUUCGUGUAUUCAGAAAGUCAUCUGCUGA
Messenger RNA from Haemonchus placei, 1551 nucleotides. The record is from the annotation of a GenBank genome assembly. NCBI's taxonomy places the organism in Eukaryota, Metazoa, Nematoda, Chromadorea, Rhabditida, Trichostrongylidae.